Striga hermonthica is the source of this 1524-nucleotide messenger RNA. Lineage: Eukaryota; Viridiplantae; Streptophyta; Magnoliopsida; Lamiales; Orobanchaceae. The record is from the annotation of a GenBank genome assembly.
AUGAACCAACUGCGACAGAUCCACGCCCACUCGCUGAGAAAUGCUACAGAUUCCACCCAAUACCUCAUCACAAAUCUCCUCAAGAUCCCAAACCUGAGCUACGCCCACAAGGUGCUCGACAAUACGCCCCAACCAACCAUCUUCCUCUACAACAAGCUCAUCCAGGCAUACUCCUCCCGUGGGCCCCACUCCCGGUGCCUGUCCCUCUAUUCCCAGAUCCUCGCCCGGCGCCUGUCCCCGAAUCCCAACUCAUUUACCUUCCUCUUUGCCGCCUGCGUGGGCCUCAACACCAUUCGCCAUGGCCAGAUGCUCCAGACCCAUUUUGUCAAGUUUGGGCUGGGCCACGACGCCUAUGCCUCCACCGCAUUGGUUGACAUGUACGCCAAGAUGGGCUCUCUCCAUUUCGCGAAGAAAGUGUUUGAAGAGAUGGAGGGUGCGGAUACGCCCACCUGGAAUUCCCUGAUCACGGGCUACGCCAGAAACGGGCUUCUGGAGGAGGCCCGGCGCCUUUUUUCCGAGAUGCCACGUAGGAAUGUGAUUUCGUGGACGGCUUUGAUAUCCGGGUACUCCCAGAAUGGAAGGUACCGGGAAGCUCUUGAGACGUAUCUGGAAAUGGAGAGAGAGGGACAGGUCAGACCUAAUCAGGUGACCGUGGCAAGCGUUUUGCCUGCAUGCGCGAACCUUGGUGCGUUGGGGGUCGGGCGGAGGAUAGAAGCCUAUGCUCGGGAGAAUGGGUAUUUUGGGAACAUGUUUGUGAGCAAUGCGGUGCUUGAGUUGUACGCGAGGUGUGGGGCAAUCGAGGAGGCCGAGCGAGUGUUUGAGGAGAUUGGGGGGAGUAGGAAUCUGUGCUCUUUGAAUACUAUGAUCAUGGGUUUUGCGGUCCACGGGAGGUGCUGUGGAGCCCUCGAGAUUUUUGACCUGAUGAUGAGAAAUGGAAUUUCCCCCGACGAUGUCACCUUUGUGGGGGCAAUCCUGGCAUGCACGCACGGGGGCCUUGUCAGCAGGGGUCGAGAACUCUUCAACUCCAUGGCGGGAAAAUACUCCAUCACUCCAAAGCUCGAACACUAUGGGUGCAUGGUCGACCUCUUGGGCCGGGCUGGGCUACUGCAGGAAGCCCACGACCUCAUAAAAGCUAUGCCCAUGAAGCCCGACUCGGUUGUGUGGGGUACAUUGCUCGGGGCCUGCAGUUUUCACGGAAAUGUUGAGAUAGCCGAGAAGGCUGCCGAGUCGCUCUUUGUCCUGGAGCCGUCGAAUCCAGGUAAUUACGUAAUUCUUUCAAAUAUUUAUGCGAAAGCCGGCAUGUGGGAUAAGGUCGCGAGUCUAAGAAAGAUGAUGAAAGGGUUUAAUGUGAGAAAGGCGGCCGGGCACAGCUUUAUUGAGGAGGGGGGUCGGCUGCAUAAGUUUAUUGUGGAGGACAAGAGUCAUUCGAGUUCGGACGAGAUCUUUAGGGUAUUGGAUUGCAUUGGGGCAGAAACUGGUUUGGAUUCCAUCAUGGAGGACAUACGCUUUAUGGAAUUUUGUUGA